This is a messenger RNA of Theileria orientalis strain Shintoku, 1194 nucleotides long. RefSeq names its product chloroplast ribosomal protein L1/50S ribosomal protein L10. NCBI's taxonomy places the organism in Eukaryota, Apicomplexa, Aconoidasida, Piroplasmida, Theileriidae. The coding region runs from base 1 to 1194 and encodes 397 amino acids. The transcript has 4 exons. The record is from RefSeq and is a predicted model, not a curated record.
AUGUGUAUCAAUAAAAAUGAAUGUUACAAGGUUGUAUUGGCAAAAAUCAAAAUGAAAGAAAAUCAAAUAACAAGAAUGAAAUCUACAAUUAGUACAAUAGGUCUAUCAGUUUUUAUAAUAAAUAGGCAAUUUGUUAAAUCGUUUGUAUGUUACAAUAAUAUUAAUUUAGAAUUAUUUAAACCAGAAAAAAAGGAUUCUUUUGUAUUACCAGCGUCAAAAAACAUCUCUUCAAGUAAAUUUCAAAAAUCACUGAACGAGAGGUUAGAAGAAGAAUUUAAUAGAAUAGUUGAAACAGCAAAAAAGUUAAAUUUAAAGGAAAAGGAAUUAAACGAGUACGCAUUGAAUCACAUCCCAGAAGAGAGCCAAAGAAAACGUUUUUUGUAUUUAAUUAAGCCAAAAAAGGAGGAGAAAGUAUUACAAAAACGUUUAAGAAAACACUUAGCAAUCCUUCCACAAAAAAACGUGGAGUAUUCAAUAGACGAAGCAAUAAGUAGAAUCAAAAUCAUCAGCGGAACGAAAUUCAUAGAAGGAAUAGACGUAGCAAUAAGAAUACCAGUGACGAACAAGAAGGCGAAAUCAACAGCAGGACAAUACGCGAAACUUAUAACGAUUCCAUACAAGUCACUAAAAUCGAAGAGAACUAAACUAGGAAUAUUUGCAACAAAGGAACUAGUAGAAGAAAUUAAAUCGAAAGGUAGAAGAACAAAGGCCAGAAGUAUAUUAAAAUUUACAGAAAUAAAUAACCUGGAAUUUAUCGGAGGAGAAGAACUGAUAAAGGAGUUUAAAGAGAAGGGAGAAGUGCCAGAAGUAAACCUGGUACUAUCAGACAUAAAAACAUACCCGAAGCUGAGUCUUUUGGGAAAACUGCUGGCGAAGAAGGGUUUGAUGCCAAAUUUGGAAGUGGGAACGUGUUUAGAGUCAAAAACAGAUUUCACAGAAGUCCUGGAUAAUUUCGUAAACAGGAACGUGUUAGUCAUAAAGUCAGAUAAAGUAGGAGACAUCAAGUGUAACUUCGCAGAUGUGACGAUGCCCUUGGAUGAAAUAAGGUCGAACCUACUGGAAAUAUUCAGAUACUUGAAGAAGAAUAAGCCGCCAUACUCAACACAGAAGUUUAUAGAUAAAAUAUACAUAUCGUCAUCAAUGGGACCGUCAUUUAGACUGGGAAUAAAGCAGUUCAAAUACAACAGAAACUGA